Molecule: messenger RNA, 2700 nt
Organism: Cololabis saira (Pacific saury)
Lineage: Eukaryota; Metazoa; Chordata; Actinopteri; Beloniformes; Belonidae
Product: complement C1q-like protein 2
Exons: 2
Coding region: 263-1057 (264 amino acids)
Molecular function (GO): protein binding
Source: RefSeq, a predicted model, not a curated record
CAGCUGGAUGCAGCCGGGCGCGCGCGCCCGCUCCACGCCGAGGCGCGCGCCCUCUCCGGUCAGAGCCAUAGGCUGCCCAUUAGAGGACUAGAGGACUAGACCCAGUUCCUAACUUCCCCGGCUCCAUUCCCGUCGUCUCGGCCCCCCACCCGCACCACCUGCCACGAUUCCCGCCCGGAGCGGCUGCGUUAUUCCGGGGUUUGUGUCGCGCCUCGGUCCGCGGAGCAGGCGCUCCGUGCUGGUGUUGGUGGCCGUGGUCGCCAUGGCUCUGCUGCUGCUGGCCGUGGCCGUCCCGCUGCUGCUGCUGCGCUCCUCCGACUCCUCCGCGCAUCACUUCGAGAUGAUGGGCACCUGCCGGAUGGUGUGCGACCCCUACAAGCCCAAGCCCGGGGGCCAAGCCACGGCCAUGGAGGUGAUCCAGGGGGUCGCGCCACCGCCGCAGCCGCCCAUGGCGCAGGGGAGCCGCGGGGAGCCGGGGAGACCCGGCAAGCCGGGACCCAAGGGGCCCCCUGGAGAGCCGGGGCCGCCGGGCCCCCGGGGGCCCCCGGGGGAGCGCGGAGGCGGCAAUGCCGGUGCCGGUGACGGCGGCACCAAACUCGGCUUCCCCGCCAGGGCUGCGGACAACGAGCUGGACGGCACCAACUCCACGGCGGGAUCCGGGUUCCGGAUCGCCUUCUACGUGGGUCUGAAGAACCCGCACGAGGGAUACGAGGUGCUGAAGUUUGACGACGUGAUCACAAACUUGGGGAACAAUUACGACUCGAGCACCGGGAAGUUCACCUGCCAUGUGUCCGGGAUCUACUUCUUCACCUACCAUGUGCUGAUGCGCGGAGGGGACGGGACCAGCAUGUGGGCCGACCUGUGCAAGAACGGACAGGUCCGGGCCAGCGCCAUCGCCCAGGACGCAGACCAGAACUACGACUACGCCAGCAACAGCGCCGUGCUGCACCUGGACUCUGGAGACGAGGUCUACGUCAAACUGGACGGCGGCAAAGCGCACGGAGGCAACAACAACAAGUACAGCACCUUCUCCGGGUUCAUCCUCUACCCCGACUAAGGCUGAAGUCACUGCAGAAAUGUGUCCCCAAGCAAAGCCCAGAUGUUUCUUUCUCACCUGAAACUGUAUGAAAGAUCCUUUUGUAUAUAAGAUGUAUUUAUUUGAACUUUAUUCAAAUGGAGGUUGGUGUGAUGUGAGAAAACAGAUGUUUUAUGUAAUUAAACCCCCCUUUAAAGGAGCAUGAGGCAGGAUUUAUGAAAAAAAUGCAUAUACAUUUUAAGUUUUCUAGUAAUAAUGUCAGAUGAAGCGCUCCAAACCAAAAAGAAUGAGCCCUCUAGUGUAUCUCUCUGUUGCCUUGAACAGGCUGUGUGCUGCAAAAUGUGCUGCAAUUCUGGGCCGGAAUUUCCCGCGCUGUCUUGUGGAUUUGACGUCAAAUGACGCUGCAUGCGCGUUCUCGGCGGCGCACAAGUAAACAUAUGCGUUUGAGUUAUGGAGGCAGCUUCAACUUGAAUUGGGACUGAAAACAGAUGCUGACAUGGCUCAUUUCCUACUGACCAGGUAAGAUAACAUUGUAAGUCAUAUUUAGAGCUUGAUUUGAAAAUCAAAUGAGAUUACACACGCGCUCCCGUGCCGGCUUCACUGUUGGCUGCAGGAACCCCGACGUCGUCGUGCCGCUAAUGAGUCUCAUUUCUUAUUCUUGCCUCAUGCUCCUUUAAAACAGCCUGCUAGUAAAUAUUAAUGGAUUAGCCCCCUAAAAUCUUACUUUGAGGAGAAUAUCAAGAAUAAAUGGCUGUUAUAAAACCAUAUCUAGGUACAUUGAAUGUAAGACACGCAGUAUUGAGGGUGAAGUAACUGUCAACAUUGAGCAUUGUAACAGCGUUAGAGGAAGCUACGGCCCAAAAAUGAAAAAUAAAAACGGCUUAACCUCAGCUUCAUUUUAUCGUGGCGUAAUAAAGCAAUUUCCAGGCCUCUUUUUGGAUAAAUUGUCGACUCAUUCUGCUGCUAGCUACAGAGCUAACUAGCUUUGUCGGCCUCGUCGAUAGCGAAGGAACACGUCCUGUUUCUGCAAUAAAACUCCCUUUUUGAACGACAUUGAGCCAAUUUCACGAAUUAAACUGUCCGAGAGAUGUGACCGAGCAGCUUUUAUCAUCGUUAGCUGGUUAGCACAUUAGUGGUGUGCUAACCAGCUAAAGCAGUUAAUCAUCUCGCCACGUUCUGAAGUAAGUAAUUAUAACCAAAAACAACAUACUCUUCAAAGACAACCGAUAUAAUACUGAUGUUUUUAACCACACUGUGUUGUUUCUACUUUGUACAACAGUUUUAUUCACGGUAUCGUUCACCAGACUAACACAUCAUGUUAGUCUGCUGUCAACUUAAACGUUAGCCUAGCAAUUUUCACGUGCAUUUAUCUUAUUUAUUUAUUUAAAAAGAAUGCACCAAUCAGAUUGGUUUCCAUCUAUAUCAUCUUUCCAAAUGAAACAUUACUCAGACUAAAACACACAUAAAUUACAGAGAAUCUAAAUAUUUUAAAUCAACUAUGUCUGAAUGCUUUGAUUGCUGUAAGUAUUGUUUUAAGACAGACGUGGAAAAAUAAAAGCCUGAACUCCACUGAAACUUUAUAACAUUGGUGGAGACUGAAAGGCAAAAGAAUUAAUAUCCCAAAAGCAUCGAUUUAGCACAGAAAAGUAUUCAAAAGAAGAGAA